CAUGUGAAUCACUCCAUAUGUACGGUUGUAAACCCAUCUGUCGCAAUGUGAGUUCCGCCGUACGUAAAGUGGAUUACAAGAUUAAUACAGAUGACAUAACAGUUCAUUCAGCUCUUCUGAGGGUACAAGCAGUUGUAUACAGAUACAUAUGAAUCAAGUCAAAACACGCAGAAUGUAGAAAUGUCCUCAGAAUAAGACUAGAAGUGUGAUCGGGUCAAUGAUUUACGAUAUUAUGAGUAAGUCUUCACUGAAGUACAACUGGUAUAAAUACAUAUAAAAAGUCUGCCUCACUCCUCUACGUCUGGUGCAGUAUAAUCGAUUGUAUAUAGACAACAGAUAACUGGUUAAGCCGCCAGAAAAAAAAAUGAACUACACAUUAACAAGAGAAAACUUCGCUUAUGAGGGAUGAGGGACAUGUAAACCAAUUAUACAAAAGUCGUAUACCAGCACAAUGAACCACAGAUCUGGAGGACUGAUAUACACUGUACCAUGCAGUCGGUGUAAAAAGUGACAUUCGAUAAACAGAUUCAUGUGAUAUUAUUUCAUCAAACUCAGCUGAGGAUGUACCUGUAGGACUCCCAGAUCUGAAACGGGAGACUUCGACAUGCUUGUGACAGCUGGAAUAUGCACGUUUGGUACGAUUUUCGAGAUAUCAGUGAUUAGUUUUAUACUAUAUCUGUGUUAUAAUGUCCUGAAACAUUUCUUUGAGAAUGACAACACACCAAAACUUUUCUACAAGGAAUCCCGCCUAAAUGAAUACCUCAUCAGGCAAUGUAAAAAUCUAAAGAAACCCUUCCGACCUACGGUUUGGGCCAGGAAUGCUCACAUGCAGAGUUUUCUGGGACUUUUUAUCCAAAGGAACAAUGUGAUAUACGAUAGAGAAUAUCUUCAACUUUCGGAUAAAGGCAUUGUAGCGCUGGAUUGGUGUCGACUUCCUGAUCAUCCUCAGAAGCGAACGAGUCCAGUUGUUAUUGUACUUCCGGGUCAGGCUGACGAUAAGAGAGGUGUUCGGACUUUGUGUUCAAAGGCCUGUGUCGAAGGUUACCGUGUUGUUGUCAUAAAUUCGCGUGGUCAUGGAAAUAGUUACCUAGCAACAUGUAGAUUCCAAAGUUAUGGUGAUCCAGCUGAUUUAAGACAAUGUGUGAUAUAUAUUUACCGUAAGUUUCCCAAAGCUAACAUUACUGCCAUCGGUGUAGGUUCAGGUUCCACGGUUCUGUUUUCUUAUUUGGGCGAAUUUGGUUCGUCGACUCGUUUACAAGCUGCUGCUUUUAUAUCACCACCAUAUGAAAUUGAUCAAGACUAUUUAAAAGACGUUCCAAAAUUUUAUCAAUUUGUUGUUUUAUGCGGACUAAAACUGAUACUUUUACGUCAUUCUAAAGCUUUAACAAAAUCCGUUAAUCUACAAUCAGCGUUUAGUUCGUGGAAUUUACUGCAGUAUGUGGAGAAAGUUUACUGUGAUCCAUUAGGAUAUCCCUCCAUGGAGGACUUUCUAGAGAAAAAUAAUCCCCUCCGAGAUGUGGAUGACAUCGCUAUCCCCGUGUUAUGUAUCAACAGUCGGGACGACCCAGUGUGUCAACAGGAACAUAUCCCUUUUGAUAUUUUCAAUUAUUACCCAAAUAUGCUAUUGGUUUCCACCAAACAUGGCGGCCAUUGUGGAUUCUGGGAGGGCGGGGUUCCGGAGUCGUGGUCAGGGAAUCUAGUGCUGGAAUAUCUAUCUACUGUGUUAGAUUUCACUCUGAACAACAACAGAGAUAUUGACAGCAUGAAAUAAAAAAAAAAGAACUCU
Messenger RNA from Saccostrea cuccullata (small rock oyster), 1786 nucleotides. RefSeq names its product protein ABHD15-like. The record is from RefSeq and is a predicted model, not a curated record. Lineage: Eukaryota; Metazoa; Mollusca; Bivalvia; Ostreida; Ostreidae. The transcript has 4 exons. Gene Ontology annotation, molecular function: monoacylglycerol lipase activity; short-chain carboxylesterase activity. The coding region runs from base 605 to 1771 and encodes 388 amino acids.